CAUAAUUUCUUAACAAAACUUCUCCAAUGGGGAUAUACACAUGCAACCUCUACUUUGAUUUGGUUUACCUUUAUUACUUACACUUGUAGUCUGCUCCUUGCUGUUGCGAUUGCCUCUAAUGAACAUGAACCAAACGUUUAUAUCGCAUACAUGGGAGGCCGCCCAAAGGGUGAAUUCUCUGCUUCAACCCUUCACAGUAGCAUUCUUCAAGAAGUUUAUAUCGCAUACAUGGGAGGCCGCCCAAAGGGUGAAUUCUCUGCUUCAACCCUUCACAGUAGCAUUCUUCAAGAAAGGGAAGACGUUGUGUCUGUGUUCCCUAACAGAAAGAUGCAGCUUCAAACGACAAGAUCAUGGGAUUUCAUGGGUUUCUCCAAACAGGUUAAAAGGUCGACUCUUGAGGGUGACAUCAUUGUGGGUGUGUUUGAUACAGGGAUAUGGCCGAAAUCGAAAAGUUUCAGCGAUGAAAACUUGGGUCCACCUCCAAAAAUAUGGAAGGGAAAAUGCCAAAAAUCAUCCAAUUUCACCUGCAACAAUACUAAUCGGUCUGACAGCAGUUCCCUUGAAGUUCUUUCCCCAUUGGAUACGGAUGGUCAUGGGUCACAAGCUGCCUCCAUCGCAGCCGGUGCCAUUGUUGAAGGCGCGAACAUGCUGGGGCUUGGCUUAGGGGACGCUCGCGGAGGGGUUCCUGGAGCCCGCCGUGCUGUGUACAAGAUUUGUUGGAUCGAUGGAUGUUCCAACCCCGAUUCUUGCGAUUAUUUCACUGAUCCCCUCGCAAUCGGAUCAUUUCACGCCAUGAAACAUGGUAUACUGACAUCAACUGCUGCUGGUAACUACGGGCCUACAUAUGGAUCAGUUUCAAGUGUUGCUCCUUGGACUCUUUCUGUGGCUGCCAGUACCAUAGAUAGGAAAUUUGUGACUAAAGUAAAGUUGGGUAAUGGAGAGAUUUAUAAGGCAGGAGAUGCAGGUUUGAAAGGGGUUGAUGCUAGGAAUUGUUACCCCGACAACUUGGACAAGAAGAAGGUAAAGGGGAAAAUUGUUUUGUGUAAAGACAUGAAUGCUGGGAUAGGGCUAGUAGAAGCUGAAGCGGCUGGUAUGGUAAUGCAAAAUGGAAGUUUUGAUGAUGUAGCCUACGACUACUUCUUGCCAGCUUCCUAUUUGAGCAACGGAAGUGCACUUUUCAACUACUUGAAAGGGACGAAGAAACCAACAGCAAAGAUAUUCAAGAGUAAUGAAGAAAAGGAUAGAUUCACCCCCUCUGUUGCUUCAUUUUCAUCAAGGGGACCAAAUCUUAUGACCCACGACAUUCUUAAGGUAACAAACGUAGGAUCAGCUGUGUCCACUUAUAAGGCACUGGUGAAUGCCCCAAAAGGGCUUACAAUCAAGGUUACACCCAAUACCCUUUCUUUCAUCUCUUGGCUUUGUGAUUUUCAUGCGGAAAUGAAAUCCUUUGUGGUGAAUGUUACUGUAAUAGUUGCGGCAACUACUCCUGUUAUCUCUAGUUCUUUGACUUGGGAUGAUGGGGUGCAUCGAGUCAGAAGCCCUGUUGUUGGAUAUCGUCUUCAGAAUUGAUUACCAACAUUAAUUUAAUGAAAUAAUUAAUAUGCUAGUGAACUCACCAAAUUUCUUUGUUUCCUUUGGUCAUAAGAAAUAAAUUUUUUUGCACGGUGUUACUUUUAUAUGGUAUAUUUGCAAUUAAUUUUUUUUUUUCUACUUUAUGCCAUGUAAUUCUAAUAAAGUUUUAGUAACCUU
Messenger RNA from Rubroshorea leprosula, 1749 nucleotides. Lineage: Eukaryota; Viridiplantae; Streptophyta; Magnoliopsida; Malvales; Dipterocarpaceae. The record is from the annotation of a GenBank genome assembly.